AUGGCAGACGAUACGCGAGAAUCCGCGACACCCAACACAAGCCAGAACGUGGCCGAAUAUGACCUCCCACCGAAACCACAACCGAAAUACGACGUCCCAAAGUCACAAGUCGGGAAGCUAUGGGAUGCCUUUGGAAACCCGGAGGAGCCGGUGAAUAUGCUGCCGAACGCUGGAAAGACAGCCAAGGAUGCUUCGGUAACAGAAGCUAUGAAAUCAAUGUCGCUGAAAGAUGCGACCUCGUUCUAUAAAGCGCCGUGCGCGCGCGACUCUUUGCUCCUUGGAAUCGGAGCUGGGUUUGGGGUUGGCGGGGUGAGGGGUGUUCUUGGAGGACUACGCUCAAUAUGGACCGCAUGUAACUGGGCCGUCGGCGCAUUCGCUAUCACAUCCCUCGCAGCGCAUGAAUUCUGCCAGCGCCGGCGGAUACAAGAAUUGGAUGGAAUGAAGCAGGCCGUGGAAAUGAUGAAGGAACUGAAGCUGAAGAAGCAAAGGGAGAAGGAACAAGCAGCUGCGGAAGCUGCUCGUUUGGCGGAGGAGGAGAGGAAGCGCAAGAGCUGGACAAAUCUUGCAAACUACAAGUUCUGGUAG
This is a messenger RNA of Aspergillus calidoustus, 585 nucleotides long. The record is from the annotation of a GenBank genome assembly. NCBI's taxonomy places the organism in Eukaryota, Fungi, Ascomycota, Eurotiomycetes, Eurotiales, Aspergillaceae.